Varroa destructor (honeybee mite) is the source of this 1485-nucleotide messenger RNA. RefSeq lists its product as uncharacterized. The record is from RefSeq and is a predicted model, not a curated record. NCBI's taxonomy places the organism in Eukaryota, Metazoa, Arthropoda, Arachnida, Mesostigmata, Varroidae.
GGGAAGCGACGUUCAAAAACCGGUUUCUAGCCAAACAGCUUUCGCUGUCUUCGCUGCCGUAUUGAAGGUGAGAGAGCUGGUUUAAACCCUUGCCACAUGACGGCCUUCAUGUGGAUCGUGACUUUGAAUAUAGCUACACGGAUCGCAUUCUGCAGUUGGUGAGUCCAGCUAACUAAUCGGGGCAGGUUGGCUCUUCAUAGCAGCACAUUACUAUCCCUGUCAUCAACUUCUUCAUCCAUUAAGAACAUCGUACACGUCAGUGUUUUGUCACUCGUGGCGUUAUUCAGUGUCUGAGUGUGCGCACAUCCUGGUUGAAUCCGGCGACAUGAAAUACACCGCAAUGCUAUUACUAGCUAGUGCUGCUUACGGUCAGCAUCACUACGGUCGCUCCUAUAAAGGCGGAGUUCAGACCCUACAGUCCUCUCCGUUACCGCCACACGGUUACGUUUCACCGUCAGCUCUUCGUGAGAGGAGUGAACCCCCGAAACCAUUCGCGUACAAGUAUGAGGGCCCCGACCCUUACGGCGGCUACUCCAGUCACGAAUCGCAAGGGGAUGAGUAUGGUCGCAUUACCGGUCAGUAUACUGUGCAAAAUCCCGAUGGAACUUCCCGACUAGUGAAGUACAUUGCCGACCCCGAAUUGGGCUUCCAUGCCGAAGUAGACACUGAUGAAACGGGAACAAAAACAUCAGAGCCUGCUGGUGCCCUAAUUAGGUCUUCGGCACCCGAAGAAGAUUAUAACCCGCAAGUUAGACAGAUGGGUUACGGUGCACGUGCGCCUGCCCCCUAUACUGCUCCAGUUUAUAAAAGUGCUCCGCACUUAAGGCCACCUGCCUCUGGACGCCCAGGUGCUUACGGGGUCACACCCUCCGUUGGAGGCUCUCUCAAAAACUAUCAUUCUGGCUCGCAAUACAGCGUUUCCGGCGCAUUCAAAGCCCCGGCCCCCUAUAAGGCUUCAGCUACUUACAAUGCUGCCCCUACCUAUGGGGCUUCGGCUACUUACAACACAGCAGGCUCAUAUAGAGCUCCAGCCGCUUAUGGAGCACCAGUCCGGUAUGGUUCCUCUGGAACCUACAGAGGUACAUCCAACUAUGGAACCUACAAAGCUGCAGCAUCUUAUCGGAUCCCAGCUGUACAGGAAGCCCCUAGACCUACUUCAUACUCUCAUCGCCAAUUAGCUGCCCCUAGUAAAAGAUCAUAUUAUUAAUUAUAAAAUCAAUACGGACUGUGCUGUAGAGGCCUUAAAAAGUGAGAUAUUAGACUUGCGAAUAUUCAGGAAGUGAUUAUCAUGCAUAAAAGCUUCACCGAUGUAUCUUUGUUUCAACAAAUACGCUAAAAAUGCAACCAUCGGCUGCUUGUAUUAGUUGAAUAAAUAGGUCGUGAGGGUCCGCUAUAUUAAAGAACCUUGGAUUAACAAAAUAUAUUAUAAAAAUACAUUUUAAAUUAUAAAUAUAAUUAUAAAUAAGAAAUAAAUUAUAUAUAAAA